Ostrinia nubilalis (European corn borer) is the source of this 622-nucleotide messenger RNA. Its product is annotated as 10 kDa heat shock protein, mitochondrial. The record is from RefSeq and is a predicted model, not a curated record. Bases 158 to 469 code for a protein of 103 amino acids. Gene Ontology annotation, cellular component: mitochondrial matrix. Gene Ontology annotation, molecular function: ATP binding; protein folding chaperone; protein-folding chaperone binding. NCBI's taxonomy places the organism in Eukaryota, Metazoa, Arthropoda, Insecta, Lepidoptera, Crambidae. The transcript has a single exon.
GCGUGUUGAACACGAAAGAGUUCUAAGUUCAGUCACAAAGGCAAGUUCGUUCACUCGCCGGCUCCGAGACGAGAGAAUAUUCUAGAUCUAAAAGUGUAGACAGCUAAGAAAGUCUGUUCUUUUGUUUCUUUACACUGUACAGCAAGCACAAAACACAAUGUCCAGCGCAGCUAAACGACUAAUUCCCUUGCUCGACCGUGUUCUCAUCAAGAGAGCUGAAGCCGUAACCAAGACCGCAGGCGGCAUCGUGAUCCCGGAGAAGGCUCAGUCUAAGGUCCUACACGGCGAGGUUAUCGCCGUUGGUCCCGGCUCCAGAAAAGACAAUGGUGAAUUCAUUCCAGUGCUUGUGAAGGUCGGUGACAAAGUUCUUCUUCCCGAAUACGGCGGCACCAAAGUCAGCCUGGACACCGAUGAGAAGGAAUACCACCUCUUCAAAGAGUCUGAUAUACUCGCCAAAAUUGAAAAUUAGAAUUAGUUAGAUUUAAAAUUUGUGGUUGAUUCUGGUUCUGUUCUGUUAGUCAUUUAGAAUUUGUAGUGAAUGAACAUGUGAUUGUGUAAUAAGCCGGUUGCCGAAGCAUUGAUGUUAACGACGUUGCAUUUCUAAUUAUAAUAUUGUUAUAAA